CUCCCUCUCUGGCCCGGUCCGGCCCAUCCCCCUCCCCGCCGGCUCCCUGAGGCCCAGCCGGGUCGGGCUGCGGGCGGCCGGGCGCCGACGGCCGGACUGACGGGCACACACGAAGACGGACGGGCGGACACACGGAGGGCCGCGGGCACGCACGGCCCGGGCCGGUGCUCCGAGGCCCGCCCGAGAGGGCUGGGGCCGCGCUCAGAAUUUUUAUUUGGCUGCUACCUUGAAAUACAAGCCCUAAAAAUGCCAACUUGUUUGGACUUAGAAGAUGACCUGGAUAAAUGAUAAAAAUUAAGAAAGACAUUUUGGUUUUUUUAUUGUCCAUUUGGCAUAUGCUUCUGGAAUAAUAUUCACCAUGGUUUUGGAUGACCUUCCAAACUUAGAAGAUAUCUAUACUUCCUUGUGUUCAUCAACAGUGGAAGACUCAGAGAUGGAUUUUGACUCUGGGCUAGAAGAUGAUGACUCAAAAAGUGAUAGUAUUUUGGAGGAUUCCACAAUCUUUGUGGCCUUCAAGGGAAAUAUAGAUGAUAAAGACUUCAAGUGGAAAUUGGACACCAUACUGGAAAACGUGCCCAAUUUGUUACACAUGGAAUCCAGCAAGCUAAAGGUACAGAAGGUGGAGCCCUGGAACAGCGUGCGUGUAACAUUCAACAUCCCCCGGGAAGCAGCAGAGCGGCUACGGAUCCUGGCUCAGAGCAACAACCAGCAGCUUCGGGAUCUGGGAAUUCUCUCCGUUCAGAUUGAAGGGGAAGGUGCUAUCAACCUGGCUUUGGCUCAGAACCGAAGCCAAGAUGUGAGAAUGAAUGGACCCAUGGGAACUGGAAAUCCAGUUAGGAUGGAGGCAGGAUUUUCCAUGGCAGGUGGUCCAGGAUUAAUAAGGAUGAGCAGCCCUGCCACUGUUAUGAUAUCCCAAGGUGGAAACAUGUCAUCUUCCAUGAUGGCACCAGGCCCCAAUUCAGAACUGCAGCCCAGGACUCCUCGCCCUGCUUCUCAGUCAGAUGCAAUGGAUCCACUCCUCUCUGGGCUACAUUUACAGCAGCAGAGUCAUCCCUCAGGAUCUUUAGCUCCCCCGCACCACCCAAUGCAGCCCGUCCCUGUGAACAGACAGAUAAACCCAGCUAAUUUUCCCCAGCUGCAGCAACAGCAGCAGCAGCAGUUGCAGGCAAGACCCCCACAGCAACAUCCGCAGCAACAGCCACAGGGAAUUCGACCCCAGUUUACUGCCCCAACUCAGGUGCCUGUUCCUCCAGGCUGGAACCAGCUGCCUUCUGGAGCCCUUCAGCCUCCUCCAGCCCAGGGUUCUCUGGGCACAAUGACUGCAAAUCAAGGGUGGAAGAAGGCUCCCUUGCCUGGCCCAAUGCAACAGCAACUCCAGGCAAGACCAUCCUUAGCCACGGUACAGACACCUUCCCACCCUCCCCCUCCAUAUCCCUUUGGCAGCCAGCAAGCCUCACAAGCCCAUACAAACUUUCCUCAGAUGAGCAAUCCAGGCCAGUUCACAGCUCCUCAGAUGAAGAGCUUGCAGGGAGGGCCCUCCAGGGUCCCAACCCCCCUGCAGCAGCCCCACCUCACCAACAAGUCUCCUGCUUCCUCACCCUCCUCCUUCCAGCAGGGAUCCCCUGCAUCCUCCCCAACGGUUAACCAAACUCAGCAGCAGAUGGGACCAAGGCCACCUCAAAAUAACCCACUUCCCCAGGGAUUUCAGCAGCCCGUCAGCUCUCCGGGUCGGAAUCCUAUGGUUCAACAGGGAAACGUGCCACCUAACUUCAUGGUGAUGCAGCAGCAGCCACCAAAUCAGGGGCCACAGAGUUUACAUCCAGGCCUAGGAGGAAUGCCUAAACGCCUCCCACCUGGCUUCUCAGCAGGACAGGCCAAUCCGAACUUUAUGCAAGGUCAGGUGCCUUCGACCACAGCAACUACCCCUGGGAAUUCAGGAGCCCCUCAGCUGCAAGCAAAUCAAAAUGUCCAGCAUGCAGGUGGUCAAGGAGCUGGUCCUCCUCAAAACCAGAUGCAGGUGUCCCACGGGCCACCAAAUAUGAUGCAGCCCAGCCUCAUGGGAAUUCAUGGCAACAUGAACAGCCAACAGGCUGGUAGUUCUGGGGUUCCUCAGGUGAACCUGGGCAACAUGCAAGGCCAGCCCCAGCAGGGCCCACCAUCUCAGCUGAUGAGCAUGCACCAGCAGAUCGUGCCCUCCCAAGGCCAGAUGGUCCAGCAACAAGGAACCUUGAACCCUCAGAACCCUAUGAUCCUUUCAAGGGCCCAGCUUAUGCCGCAGGGUCAGAUGAUGGUGAAUCCUCAGAGCCAAAAUCUUGGGCCCUCACCCCAGAGGAUGACCCCACCCAAGCAGAUGCUUCCCCAGCAGGGCCCACAAAUGAUGGCGCCACAUAACCAGAUGAUGGGGCCUCAGGGGCAAGUUUUGCUCCAACAGAACCCGAUGAUAGAGCAGAUCAUGACCAAUCAGAUGCAGGGGAAUAAGCAACAAUUUAACACUCAGAACCAAUCCAGUGUCAUGCCGGGACCAGCACAGAUAAUGAGGGGACCAACUCCAAAUAUGCAAGGAAACAUGGUGCAGUUUACGGGACAGAUGUCAGGACAGAUGCUGCCCCAGCAAGGGCCCGUGAACAACAGUCCAUCUCAGGUUAUGGGGAUUCAGGGGCAGGUCUUGCGGCCACCAGGGCCCAGCCCACACAUGGCCCAGCAGCAUGGCGAUCCUGCUACUACAGCAAAUAAUGAUGUCAGCUUGUCUCAGAUGAUGCCUGAUGUUAGCAUGCAACAAACCAACAUGGUCCCCCCGCAUGUGCAGGCCAUGCAGGGAAACAGUGCCUCGGGGAACCACUUCUCAGGCCAUGGGAUGCCUUUCAGUGCACCUUUCAGUGGAGCACCCAAUGGAAAUCAGAUGUCCUGUGGUCAGAAUCCAGGCUUCCCGGUCAAUAAGGAUGUCACGCUAACAAGCCCAUUGUUGGUCAACUUAUUGCAGAGUGAUAUCUCUGCAGGCCAUUUUGGGGUAAACAAUAAGCAAAAUAAUACCAACGCAAAUAAACCGAAGAAGAAGAAACCCCCUCGGAAGAAGAAAAAUAGUCAGCAAGAUCUAAACACCCCAGAUACUCGCCCAGCUGGUCUGGAAGAAGCUGAUCAGCAGCCAUUGCCUGGAGAACAAGGAAUUAACUUGGACAACUCAGGCCCUAAACUGCCAGAAUUUUCAAACCGACCACCAGGUUAUCCUUCUCAGCCAGUUGAACAGAGGCCACUUCAGCAGAUGCCUCCUCAGCUCAUGCAGCAUGUGGCACCCCCACCACAGCCACCACAGCAGCAGCCACAGCCACAACUGCCACCACCGCCGCCGCAGCAGCCACAACCUCCCAGUCAGCCACAGUCUCAGCAGCAGCAACAGCAGCAGCAGCAACAAAUGAUGAUGAUGCUCAUGAUGCAGCAGGACCCCAAAUCAGUCAGGCUUCCCGUCUCCCAGAGUGUCCAUCCCCCAAGGGGCCCCCUGAACCCAGACUCCCAGAGAAUGCCCAUGCAGCAGAGUGGCAGUGUGCCUGUCAUGGUCAGUUUGCAAGGACCUGCCUCCGUGCCGCCAUCACCUGAUAAACAGAGAAUGCCAAUGCCUGUGAAUACUCCUUUGGGAAGCAAUUCAAGGAAAAUGGUAUACCCGGAGAACCCCCAGAAUCCUUCCAGCUCGCCACUGGGAGAGAUGUCCUCGCUCCCUGAAGCAAGUGGCAGUGAAGUACCAUCUGUCUCGGGAGGCCCAAAUAACAUGCCUUCACAUUUAGUAGUUUCCCAGAAUCAGUUAAUGAUGACAGGGCCAAAACCUGGACCAUCACCCCUUUCAGCAGCUCAAGGUGCAACUCCCCAGCAGCCCCCUGUAAAUUCCCUGCCCAGUUCUCAUGGCCACCACUUUCCAAAUGUGGCUGCUCCAACCCAAACAUCUAGGCCUAAAACACCAAACAGAGCCAGCCCCAGACCCUAUUAUCCUCAGACACCCAACAACCGCCCUCCCAGCACAGAACCUUCAGAAAUCAGUCUGUCACCAGAAAGACUCAAUGCCUCCAUAGCAGGACUCUUCCCCCCACAGAUUAAUAUUCCCUUACCUCCCAGGCCAAAUUUAAACAGGGGCUUUGAUCAACAGGGCCUAAAUCCAACAACUUUGAAGGCCAUUGGGCAAGCACCUUCAAAUCUUACCAUGAAUAAUUCUUCCAAUUUUGCUGCCCCACAAACUCACAAAUUAGAUUCUGUGGUGGUGAAUUCUGGAAAGCAGUCUAAUUCUGGAGCAACAAAACGGGCAAGUCCAAGCAACAGUCGCAGGUCUAGUCCUGGGUCAAGUAGGAAAACCACCCCAAGUCCUGGGAGACAAAAUUCAAAAGCCCCUAAACUUACUCUGGCCUCUCAAACAAACGCAGCCCUGUUGCAAAAUGUGGAGUUGCCAAGAAAUGUACUGGUCAAUCCCACUCCUUUGGCCAAUCCCCCUGUACCUGGGAACUUCCCUAACAACAGUGGGCUGAAUCCUCAGAAUUCUACCAUGCCUGUGGCUGCAGUGGGAGGUGUUCUCGAGGAUAACAAGGAGAGCUUGAACGUGCCUCAGGACAGCGAUUGCCAGAAUUCCCAGGGUAGGAAGGAGCAGGUAAAUGUUGAGCUAAAAGCGGUCCCUGCCCAAGAAGUUAAAGUAGUUGUCCCUGAAGAUCAAUCCAAAAAAGAUGGGCAACCUUCGGAUCCUAACAAGCUUCCCAGUGUCGAAGAGAACAAAAAUUUGGUGUCUCCUGCUAUGAGGGAAGCACCAACAUCGUUAAGUCAACUUCUUGACAACUCUGGAGCUCCUAAUGUGACCAUUAAACCCCCUGGGCUUACAGAUCUGGAAGUGACACCUCCAGUAGUUUCUGGGGAGGACCUGAAAAAAGCAUCUGUCAUUCCCACACUGCAGGAUCCGUCUUCUUCUAAAGAACCCUCUAAUUCCCUAAAUUUACCUCACAGUAACGAGCCGUGUUCAACCCUUGUGCAUCCAGAAAUGAGUGAGGUCAGUUCCAGUGUUGCACCAAGCAUCCCUCAAGUAAUGUCAAGACCUGUCAGCUCUUCCUCCAUUUCCACCCCUUUGCCCCCAAAUCAGAUAACUGUUUUUGUAACUUCCAAUCCCAUCACAACUUCAGCUAACACAUCAGCAGCUCUGCCAACUCACUUGCAGUCUGCAUUAAUGUCAACAGUCGUCACAAUGCCCAAUGUGGGUAGCAAGGUUAUGGUUUCUGAGGGACAGUCAGCUGCUCAGUCAAAUGCCCGGCCUCAGUUCAUUACACCUGUCUUUAUCAAUUCAUCCUCAAUAAUUCAGGUUAUGAAAGGAUCACAGCCAAGCACAAUUCCUGCAGCCCCACUGACAACCAACUCUGGCUUGAUGCCUCCCUCUGUUGCAGUUGUUGGCCCUUUACACAUACCUCAGAGUAUAAAAUUUUCUUCUGCUCCUGUACUGCCUAAUGCCCCCUCUAGUAGUCCCGCUCCAAACAUACAGACAGGUCGACCUUUGGUCCUUAACUCACGAGCCACCCCUGUUCAGCUUCCUUCCCCUCCUUGUACAACUUCUCCAGUUGUCCCUCCUCAUCUCCCUGUCCAGCAAGUGAAAGAAUUGAAUUCAGAUGAGACUAGUCCUCAGGUGAGCACCUCAGCAGAUCAGAGCACUCUGCCCUCUUCACAGUCAACCACGGUGGUUUCUCCCCUUUUGACCAAUAGUCCAGGCUCUUCUGUCAACCGGCGAAGCCCAGUCUCAUCUAGUAAGGGCAAAGGAAAAGUGGACAAAAUCGGCCAGAUUUUGCUGACCAAGGCAUGUAAGAAAGUUACAGGCACUCUUGAGAAAGGGGAAGAGCAGUAUGGUGCAGAUGGAGAGACUGAAGGCCCAGGGCUAGAGACUGCAGCUCCAGGGCUUGUGGGAACAGAGCAGUUAUCCACAGAGCUGGACAGUAAAACCCCAACACCCCCAGCACCCACUCUGCUAAAAAUGACCUCUAGCCCUGUGGGCCCAGGCUCCGCUUCAGCAGGACCCAGCUUACCUGGCAGUACUCUCCCCACCAAUGUACGCUCGAUAGUAACCACUCUGGUACCCUCUGAGCUCAUCUCCGCGGCGCCGACCACAAAAAACAAUCAUGUUGGCAUAGCAUCUGAGCCACUUGCGGGUGGCCUAGUGGAGGAGAAGGUGGGAUCUCAUCCAGAGCUUCUACCCAGCAUAGCCCCUUCACAGAGUUUAGUCCCAAAGGAAGCUCCAGCCACAGCACUGCAGGGGUCUGUUGCCAGACCAGAACUCGAGGCAAAUGCUGCCAUAGUCUCUGGACAAAGCAGUGAGCCCAAAGAGGUAAUUGAAAAGUCCAAAACUCCAAGCCGAAGAAACUCCCGAACUGAAGAGCCAACUGUGGCUUCUGAAAAUGUGGAAAAUGGGCAUCGUAAGCGAUCCUCUCGGCCUGCUUCAGCCUCCAGCUCUACUAAAGUUUCUAGCACAGAUCACUUGUUUACUCAUGGCCCCACUCAUUGAUUCAUCCUCAGAAGCUGAGGCAGCUGCCAGAUCACUGGGUGCUUCGGAGCAGUGACAGAUGGGAACAAGCAAGGAAGGAACGGGGGAGGAGCAGGCCUGAGGUUGCUUAUCCCUCUCCUCCUUACCACUUUUCCCAGCCACAUGUGUGUUUUUCAGACACACCACUUGAUCUGUCAUUUCAUAACAAAGAAGAAGUUCCCAAAGUUGACCUAAUUAACAUAUUUUUCUAAGGAUGAACACUCGGUCAAGACAAAACUCUGUAUGUUUUUACUGCAAAUGACAAAUUUGCUACAGUGAAAAUGAAGCUUGAAAGUUGGACAUAAAGAGUUGAUUUUGGAGAGUUGUGAGCUAUAUGAGACUCAGUUUAUUUACAUGGAAUUAAAAUAAAGAACGCCAUUAUCAACAUCCUAUCAGGUUAACUGUCCUCUGAUUAGCAGAAGACUAAUGAGUAAAUCAGAGAAACUGAGUCUACCCACCUGGUACAAGCAUCAUGAUCUCCCAGCAAGAAGAUGUAUGUAUUGAAAUUUCCACCAACAGAAGCCUGAAAUCACUGCACAGGCCACCUUUGGGAAAGUCAUCCAAGCCUCACUUCUUAGCAAUUACUAUAGCUAACAGAGCUGUAAAAUUUUUGCUUUUGCAUCUGCAUUUCUGAGUCUGGGUUCUCAAAAUAUGAUACACUACAAGAGAGAAGAAAAAUUGCUUAGAAUACUGAACCUAACAUGAAUGUAGCAUCAGAAAAUUCAGCCCAGUUUCUGGAAAUGGAUAAAUCUGAUUCAUCUUACACAUUAAUAUGCUAAACAGAAAGCACUUUUUUGUCCUUGAUGGAAAAUAAUUCUUAAACAUUGUUUUCAUUUUAAAUCUAAAAUAUCUAUUAUGGAGCAGCAUGAAGAAUGAAGGUGAAUUUUUAAAAUCAAUAUGAGAUUUUAAAGAAAUGUUUACAGUUGAAGAGCUUCAGGCUAUUCAUUGCACCCUGCUGUAGAAGAAUUUUGUGUUGAAAACGUUUUUGAGAAAGAUGGUUUAAAUAUAGGAUGAGAUUAAAUUGGUUGAAGACAUGAAUAAUACGAGAAAAAGUUAAAGAAUUAAAACACACUCCUUCCCCUUUAUGUCAGUGUUGCCCUGUCACUGAUAUAUUCAGUUCUCACCUCUUCCAUGAAGCCCUCAGGCUCACCUAGGCUCAGAGCAGCCUGUGGCUUGCUCUGAGUUGCUUCCAUGCCUUCCAUACAUACACAGGUGUAUCCACAGCCUUGAUAAUUACCUGGCUAGGCCAUAGUAGUUGCUUCCUGACCAGAGGUCAUGUCUUGUUAUUUAGAGACUUUGACUAUAGCAUGGCAAAAAGAGUUCCUUACUGCAGAACAAUGGCUUGGCUCCAAAGGGGAUCAAUCUAGAGACUGCCUCUUACACUCUGGCAUAAUUUAUUCUCUUGCUUGGAGCAUCACUUACUGAUUUAUGACCAAAAUCACUGUCAGUCUGUCCAUGAUUUCCUUGAAUGAUGGGAACCAGUAAUGGAGAUUGUGGAGUUAAUUGCCCAGCUAAGGAAGCUCUCCCCACACUGGCGCUUCUUCCAGCAAUGUAUGUUUCUUCACCUCCUACCACCUGUAUCACAUUUCCCCUAUCGCCAGGCCCUAGUGUAUAAGGCCAAGAAGUCUGAGACCCUCUCUUGAGGCCCUUAAACUGAUUCAGAGUCCAGAACGGUUCCACUUAGGUCAGCCGUGGUUCUUGUGGACUGCCUAAAAGGCACUGUUUGCCUCAGCUAAACAUGUCCUUCCUUCCCC
Messenger RNA from Camelus dromedarius (Arabian camel), 8280 nucleotides. RefSeq names its product nuclear receptor coactivator 6 (gene NCOA6). The coding region runs from base 359 to 6508 and encodes 2049 amino acids. Gene Ontology annotation, cellular component: transcription regulator complex; nucleus; histone methyltransferase complex. The transcript has 15 exons. Gene Ontology annotation, biological process: positive regulation of transcription by RNA polymerase II. Lineage: Eukaryota; Metazoa; Chordata; Mammalia; Artiodactyla; Camelidae. The record is from RefSeq and is a predicted model, not a curated record.